CACCCACAAAACAGCAGUUCCCCUUAGUCCAAUUCCCUCAAAACCUGACCCUCUCUUUUCCCGAAGAAAGCAGGAAAAAAAACACCUAGCACUACUCACCCGACCCAGCCCAAACUAACCGCUGCUAAUAGCUCCCCCUUUAAGAGCAUUUUAGACUCACGCACCGGCUACAAAUGAGGUACUAGCCUUACCCUCGGCCCGCACCGCUAGGCGAGGCUGGAUGGAAGGGGGAUGGACCCACUCCCAUCUGCUGUGCCUUCGCUCCCGAGCCAGCAGCUGCAAGUCAACUUUUUGGGACUAUAUGCUUGCUGGACGCGGCGGUUGGACUGUGCGGUCGUGGUCCGAGGAAGGGGGGUCAGACGAUGCUUUGUUCGUAUUUGAAAUUUUUUUCCUUCUCUCCUUUUUCUCUGAGGUCUUUCUCUUUCUCUGGGGGUGAUGAGGGGG
Messenger RNA from Bipolaris sorokiniana ND90Pr, 444 nucleotides. RefSeq lists its product as uncharacterized. Lineage: Eukaryota; Fungi; Ascomycota; Dothideomycetes; Pleosporales; Pleosporaceae. The record is from RefSeq and is a predicted model, not a curated record. The coding region runs from base 221 to 436 and encodes 71 amino acids. The transcript has a single exon.